Molecule: messenger RNA, 1389 nt
Organism: Anoplophora glabripennis (Asian longhorned beetle)
Lineage: Eukaryota; Metazoa; Arthropoda; Insecta; Coleoptera; Cerambycidae
Exons: 4
Coding region: 176-1261 (361 amino acids)
Biological process (GO): calcium ion-regulated exocytosis of neurotransmitter; regulation of calcium ion-dependent exocytosis; cellular response to calcium ion
Cellular component (GO): synaptic vesicle membrane; dense core granule; axon
Molecular function (GO): syntaxin binding; calcium ion binding; clathrin binding
Source: RefSeq, a predicted model, not a curated record
CCACAUUACAAUCACAUAAUUAACUACAGUUUAAACCGAAGAUCUGUAACAAAUGAGCGGAUAAUAUUGUGGCCUUUUUAAUUCAGCUUUAUUCACUUAAAUUGUUUAUGAUUGCUCACUUGUUCGACUUUUGUCAUGUGUUGAAUUAGAUUAGUGCUCUUUGCAUCGCAUUAAAAUGGAACAGAAAUUAAACAAAGUGAAGAACUAUUUUACCAUAAGGAGAAGUGAUGGUAGUUUCAACAAUGCCGUUGACCCCCAAAUUGGCUUUAAAGUGUCGUUUUGCGAAAUCACGAAAGAACUGAAAGUCAAAGUUAUUGGUGCCAGGCAAUUGCCUACGAGUUACGGUAGUGUCAAACCCACUGGGUAUUUAGUAAAGGUAACUGUAUUUCCACAAAAAGAAAAAUUCGAAACAAGAACGGCCAAGGAAUCAUGGCCUACUAUAAACGAGGAGUUCACUUUCAAUCUAACACUCCAAUCAAGGAGGCCUGAGGAUUACUUCAAAGGAAAAUUUGUUUCUUUUACGAUAUAUGCAGUUCUAGGCGAGGAAGAGAACAAUACGACAGACAAACCAUCGGGUAUACUGAAGAGAUUUUUGAGUUUUACCGAUACCGAUGAUUUUAUUAGAAGGGAUAGUAUUCGAAGAACCCCCUCGAUGAAAAGAAGUAGUUUCAGAAACAGUUUGUGUAACAGGAGGACAGUGGGCGCUGUGACGUAUAGCUUAGAUGGAAAAAUUUUUACUCAAAAGUUGAGGAAUAAUUUUAUAAGUACUCCCGAUAUUUGGAGAAAUGUCAAGGAGAUUACUAGUGGGAUUCAAACUCAGCCGAGAGAAGGAAAAAAAGGCUGCGUCGAAUUAACAUUACAGUAUGCAGUCAGUGAGGAUGGUACGAAUGAUGUAGUAGAAGUAAGCGUUACGAAAUUCAGAUGCAGUCUGCAAACUAUGCAGGAACAUGAAAAAAUUGGAGGUCAACUUUACAUCAAAAUCACCGCGUUUGAGCACGAAGACUUGAUCCAGAAAAUGAAAUGCGACAAAUUCGACCCCACCAUAAGUCUGAAACUGGAAGCAAGCACUGCUAAUUUAAGAGCGACCGUAAAUAACUAUAACAUUGAGGAAGUUAAGAUACUAAUCAGACUGAUUUCGAAGAAUAUCGUGGGAAAGAAGGUGCUGUUGGGGAAAAUCGAAAUCGAUAGUAAAAGCAGUAUCUGGAAAGAGAUUGUGGCUUCUCCUCUGGUUCCUGUGACAAGAAUGAUGAACUUUGAGUAACAAAAUAAAGAAAUAUUUACAUAUCAGUUAUAUACAUAUUAUUAUGAUGUACUGUAAAUUAUUUAUUUAUUAAUGCAAUGUAUAUUAGUGAUAUCUAUACCUACAUAAUAUAUUUAUAGAGGUGCUAA